This is a messenger RNA of Eublepharis macularius, 3609 nucleotides long. RefSeq names its product unconventional myosin-Ia-like. The transcript has 30 exons. Gene Ontology annotation, molecular function: actin filament binding; microfilament motor activity; ATP binding. Gene Ontology annotation, biological process: actin filament organization; sensory perception of sound; vesicle transport along actin filament. NCBI's taxonomy places the organism in Eukaryota, Metazoa, Chordata, Lepidosauria, Squamata, Eublepharidae. Gene Ontology annotation, cellular component: cytoplasm; actin cytoskeleton; vesicle. The coding region runs from base 160 to 3474 and encodes 1104 amino acids. The record is from RefSeq and is a predicted model, not a curated record.
GCUCCAGCUGAGCUGGGGGCUGCUUCCUUGUUCUCUUGGCUCCUUACCCAGGGUUAGAAUUGGAAGCAAAGACCUGACUUUGGAGUUGUAGGACCAAUCCUUUGCCCAGAGGGCUGGUGCUUUUAUUUGGAAUUCCUGUCUCCCCUUCCCCAGAAAGCCAUGGACACUGACCUGUCCCUACUCAACACUGUUGGGGUAGGAGACUUGGUGCUGCUGGACCCGCUGACAGAAGAUACAUUGCUGAAAAACCUGGAGGAACGCUUCCGACAUAAGGAAAUCUAUACUUACAUCGGGAAUGUGGUGGUGUCCGUGAACCCGUAUCAGCAACUGCCCAUUUACUCAGAAGAAACAGUGGAACAGUAUAAGAACUGUAACUUCUUUGCAGUAAAGCCCCAUAUCUACGCCAUAGCUGACGAUGCUUACCACUCCCUUAGAGACCAAGAUAAAGACCAAUGCAUACUUAUCACCGGUGAGAGUGGAGCUGGAAAAACAGAGGCCAGCAAGCUAGUGAUGUCCUAUGUGGCAGCUGUAUGUGGGAAAGGGGAGCAAGUGAACCGGGUCAAGGAACAGUUGCUGCAGUCAAACCCUGUUCUGGAAGCCUUUGGGAAUGCGAAAACCAUCCGGAAUGACAACUCCUCAAGAUUUGGCAAAUACAUGGAUAUUGAGUUUGACUUCAAGGGUGAUCCUUUGGGUGGUGUCAUUAGCAAUUACCUGUUGGAGAAAUCUCGGGUGGUGCAUCAUGUCAAGGGCGAGAGGAACUUCCAUAUCUUCUACCAGCUCCUGUCUGGAGGCUCUGAUCAGCUACUCAAACAGCUGAAGCUACAGCGAGAUUGCAGCUUUUAUGGUUACCUCAAGAAGGAGGCCUCGAGCCUGCAAGGAAGAGAUGAUGCAGCCAACUUCAGAGCUGUUCAGGAUGCCAUGAAAGCCAUUGGCUUCUCCUCUGCAGAGGUGUCUGCAGUGCUAGAAGUGACGGCUGUCGUCCUCAAACUGGGCAACGUGCAGCUGAGCGAGCAAUUUCAAGCCAGCGGGGCAGAAUCUUGUGGGAUCCAGAAUGAGCAAGUGCUACGGGAGAUCAGUCAGCUAAUCAAGUUGGAUGACACCAUACUAGAACAAGCGUUGUGUUCUCGUACUGUGGAAACCCAUCAGGAGAAGGUGGUGACAACUUUGAGCGUGUCUCAAGGCUAUUAUGUGCGGGAUGCCCUUGCAAAGAACAUCUAUAACCGGCUGUUUAACUGGCUUGUUAACAGGAUCAACGAGAGCAUCAAAGUGAACACAACUGGGCACAAGAAAGUGAUGGGUGUUCUGGAUAUUUAUGGCUUUGAGAUUUUACAGAACAACAGCUUUGAGCAGUUCAUUAUCAAUUACUGUAACGAAAAGCUGCAACAGAUCUUCAUCCUGCUGACCCUGAAAGAAGAACAGGAAGAGUACAUUCGGGAGGGAAUUGCAUGGACACCUGUGGACUUCUUUGAUAACAGCAUCAUCUGUAACUUGAUUGAGGAUAGCAAAGGUGGGAUCCUGGCCAUGUUGGACGAAGAGUGCCUUCGCCCAGGGGAAGUGAAUGAAGCCACUUUCCUGGACAAACUCAACCAAGUAUUUAAAAAACACAAACGCUACGAGAGCAGAGUCACCCAGAAUGCCCAACAUAUCAUGGAUGCCAGCUUGUCUGCCAACUCCUUCCGUAUUCAUCAUUACGCCGGCAAAGUGACCUACAAUGUGACUGGAUUCAUAGAGAAGAACAAUGACCUGCUCUAUAGAAACCUGUCGCAAGCCAUGUGGAAGGCCAAGCACGAGCUGUUACACACCCUGUUCCCUGAAGGGGACCCCGAAAAAGCCUCACUCAAGCGUCCGCCCACCGCCGGCUUCCAGUUCAAAGCUUCUGUGAACACGCUUAUGAAGAACCUCUACUCCAAGAACCCCAACUAUAUCCGGUGCAUUAAGCCCAAUGACACCAAGGCGCCUGCCGUGUUCACCGAUGAACUGGUUCGGGCACAGGUGCGCUACCUUGGCCUUCUGGAGAACGUGCGGGUUCGAAGGGCUGGCUACGCCUAUCGGCAAUGCUACGAGCCAUGCCUGGAGCGUUACAAAAUGCUGUGCACGGAGACCUGGCCACACUGGAAGGGAAGUGCCAGGGAUGGCGUUCAGACCCUCUUGAGCAGCCUGCCAAUUGAUUCCAAGGAGCUAGCGUACGGACACACCAAGAUCUUCAUUCGGACCCCCGCACUGCUUUUUGACUUGGAAGACCGACGUCAGCAGCGUGUACAGGACUUGGCUGCUCUAAUCCAAGCAAUUUACCGGGCAUGGAAAUGCCGCAUGCACUACCAAAAGAUGCGCAAGAGCCAGAUCCUCAUCUCCGCCUGGUUCCGGGGCAAAGCACAAAAGAAGAAAUAUUCCAAGAUGAAGAUCUCAGCUCUUCUUAUCCAGGCCUAUGUCCGAGGUUGGAAGUCUCGCAGGCUCCUACGGGAGCUGAAGGAACAGAAACGCCGCACUCAGGCAGCCACGGUCAUUUCUGCUUACUGGAAAGGUUAUCAGUCUCGCAGGGUUCUGCGGGAGCUGAAGGAACAGAAGCGCUGCACUCAGGCUGCCAAUGUCAUUGGUGCUUAUUGGAAAGGUUAUCAGACACGAAAGGAAUACAAGAAGUAUUUCCGUUCUGGGGCCUCUGCCCGCAUUGCCACUUUUAUCUACCAAAGCCUGGGGCAAAAAUUUCUCUUGGCUCUGAAAAACAACUUGCCUUCCAUGACGGUGACAGACCACACCUGGCCACCUGCUCCUUACAGAUUUUUCACAGAUGCUAACCAAGAACUAAAGAAGAUCUUUCACCAUUGGCGGUGCAAGAAAUACCGGGACCAGCUGCCGCCACAGAGAAAAGCAGCCCUACAGGACAAGCUGUGUGCCAGCGAACUGUUCCGGGACAAGAAAAGCUUGUACACCAAGAGUCUCCCGCAGCCUUUCCGAGGGGAAUACCUGGGGCUGAAAGAGAACCCCAAGUACCGCAAGCUCCAGUCCACUGCUGACGGCAAGCUGGUUAUGGCUGACAACGUGAGGAAAGUCAACCGGGGUGAUGGAAAGGCCUCUCCUAAACUCUUCCUUCUCACCAAAAGUCAUGUUAUCCUGGCCGAUCCCAAGGCAGCUCAACCCAAGACUGUGAUCACCUUGGGUGACAUUGACAGUGUCUCUGUCAGCCACUACUCAGAUGGGUUCUUUGUUUUGCACCUUAAAGAGUCUUCCACAGCAAGCACCAAAGGGGACUUCUUGCUUAUCAGUGACCACCUGAUCGAACUGGUCACCCGACUCCACCAGACAUUACUGGAGACAACAAAGCAGAAACUGAAACUCCAAGUGACUGAUGAGUUUCUGGUGAAGUUCAAGCAAGGCAGCAUCACGGUCAAGGUAACAGAGACAGCUGAGAAGCAGGGCACAGCAGCACCCAUCGUCAGGAAGAAAGGCAGCCGUAGAAUGGAAGUGCUGGUCCAUUGAGGUGGAGCUGGGGGAGGGCAAAGAGGUACCCAAAUGACACUGCUUCUCCACAGCCAGCUAUAUAGACUCCCUGAGAAUCUGGAGCGGGGAACAUCAGUCCUUCAGCAUCUCUUUCUCAGAGGUAGCUGUCGAAAU